Portunus trituberculatus (swimming crab) is the source of this 2913-nucleotide messenger RNA. Its product is annotated as dipeptidyl peptidase 1-like. The record is from RefSeq and is a predicted model, not a curated record. The coding region runs from base 336 to 1691 and encodes 451 amino acids. Gene Ontology annotation, cellular component: lysosome. Gene Ontology annotation, molecular function: cysteine-type endopeptidase activity. Lineage: Eukaryota; Metazoa; Arthropoda; Malacostraca; Decapoda; Portunidae. The transcript has 10 exons.
AUCGCACCCUCACUUCAUUAUUUCCUUUAAACUGAAUAUCGCAUCUAGAUUCUUAAAUGUAGCAGUCAUGAGGCUAUAAAGAUGUUGUUUCUAUUAAUAAAUGACGAGUGCUGUUAUAAAAUGUGUGUGUGUGUGUGUGUGAGUCGCAGCAACAGCUGAGUCAGUUGUAGCCUUUGUAGGCGGAGCUGUGGUCCGGGUGCGUCAGGUCAGUGGCCCUAGGGAGUCUCGUGAUCAGAGGGAGGGAAAGGUAAGCCAUUCUCAUUCGUGACUCAGGUGUUCUCAGUCCUUCACAACUGCACAGGUCACAACGAGGACAGACCAGGACAGGUGCAAACAUGGAUGCAUGGCUGAAGGUGUUGGUGGGUGUUGUGCUUGUGGUGGGGGCUGCUGCCGACACCCCUGCCAACUGUACCUUUGAUGAUGUGCGGGGCGACUGGAUCCUUUACGAGACGGAGCGCAGUGGGGACGCCUCCAUCGACUGUGACAACAUGGGCCCCAUUGUGCACAAGAAGACUGUGAGCCUGAUGUAUCCAAGUGUGGCAGUGGAUGAGUUUGGAAACCGAGGCUUCUGGACCAUGAUUUACAACCAAGGCUUUGAGAUCAGGGUGUCAGGACGCUCCUACUUUGCCUUCUCUCUCUAUGAAAAGAGUGGCCAGACAGUGAUCUCCAAAUGUGACAAGACACUGACUGGCUGGUCGAGGGACGUCACUGUCAGGAACUGGGCAUGUUACCGGGCCCAGAAGAAGACUGCAGUGCCUCCCAAGACACACACAGUUUCCUCCACAGACCAGGACAACAGACUGUACCGAUAUGACUUGGAGUAUGUGAACAGCAUCAAUGCCAAACAGAGUAGCUGGGUGGCAGGUGUCUACCCAGAGUAUGAGAGGAUGACCAUGGGAGACCACUUGAGGAGGGCUGGUGGCAGAGUAUCAACAAUGAUGGUUGGAGCAAGUGCUGCCCCAUCCACCUUCUUCAGUCGCAUCCGUUCAGCUGCAACACCCGAGACCUGGGACUGGCGCUCUGUGGAGGGUGUCAACUUUGUGUCUCCUGUCAGGGACCAGGGCAACUGUGGAUCUUGCUAUGCCUUUUCCUCCAUGGCCGGCCUGGAAGCACGUGUCAGGAUCCUCACCAACAACACAGAUAAGCCUGUCUUUUCCCCUCAGGAUAUUGUAGGCUGCUCCAAGCUGUCCCAGGGCUGUGAAGGAGGGUUUCCAUAUCUCAUAGCUGGAAGAUAUGCCCAAGAUGUGGGUGUGGUGCUGGAACAGUGCUACCCUUAUGAGGGCAAGGAUGAUGUGUGCCACACCAAGACUCAGUGUGGCCGUCACUACACUGCUUACUACAGAUAUGUCGGAGGAUACUUCGGUGGGUGCAAUGAGGAGGAGAUGAAGCUGGCACUGGUGAAGGGAGGGCCACUGGUGGUGGGCCUGGAGGUGUACAAUGAUUUCCUUCACUACAAGGGAGGCGUGUACCACCACACCGGCCUCAUGGACCGCUUCAACCCUCUGGAACUGACCAACCACGCAGUGCUGCUGGUUGGGUAUGGGGAGGAUGCACACACUGGAGAGAAGUACUGGACAGUCAAGAACUCCUGGGGUGAAGGCUGGGGCGAGGGAGGCUACUUCAGGAUCUUACGUGGCCAAGAUGAGUGUGCCAUCGAGUCCAUGGCUGUGGAGGUUGUUCCUAUUCCUUAAGUGAUGCCAGUCAUGUUUUCUUGAUUGGCCAGGAUGAGGUGCAGAAAUGUCUAAAACUAGAGUAUAAUGCAGGGUUUUUUUUAAUCUUGCACAGUGCUCCAGUGACUCCCACUAUCAUCCUUACCUUCUCUUUUCCAUGUUUCAAAUGGCAGAUUUCCACUUGGCUGGAUGUGGAGUGUCUGUUCAGUAAAGCUAGUGUUCAGUCUAUAUUCUAAAUUAUAAAAUCCUUUGAUCAUCAGUACUCCUUCCUGCUUUUACUUAUAUGUUUUCUGUUGUCUCCUUUCAUGUCAGAGUCUUUAAUAGCACUGCAAUAUUCACUUUUCAAGCCACUCUCUCCUUAUUACUAUUCUCAAUUAUGAGGUAGUAGUAUUUAUUCAAAGGCUGGUGUCAGGUACUAUUCUAUCCCUUGUGGUCCUCCUAAUGGCUGUGUGUGUGGUGUGUGGCUCCAUCUAUACCAUAAGUCAGGACCUGCCACAGGAUUAGUAACUGAUUUUGAGAGGUGGUUAGUCUUAUUUGGUGCUGCCCAUCUCAAUGCUCUGACUACUUUGUGAUGUAUGGUAUUUAAUUGUAUCCCUUGUGACUUUUUAGAGAUGUAUAGAUUUUCUUUAACCUAACCUGUAUAUUAUGGUGUGUUCAUGCCAGUUAAUGUAUGCUGGUGUUCAAGGCUGAAAAAGUAUCAAUUUAGAGCAUUACAUAGCUCGUUUAGUGGUUAAAUAUACAAUACACUCCUUUUUGUGAUGCCAUAUUGAUGUACAUGUGUUUUCAAAGCAUUUACAUUAUUUCAUCUGAUAAUCCUGUGCUGUGACCAGAUUUGUUGAACUAGUACUCUUUUUGUGGUGUCUUGGUAACAUUUAUUCAGCUGGUACUCUUUGUUGGCAAGGAAGCAUUAAUUCAGUGCUACUUAUGGCAUAGGAGCAUUUAAUCUAGUGCUACUUAUGGCAUGGAAGCAUUUUUUGACUCGUACUCUGUGUUGUGGGAUGCAAGCAUUUAUUCAUCAGUUGCUGUCAAUGUUCUCAGUAUUACCAGAUAUUUUUGCAUUGUUGUUCUUAGCCAUUCAUUGCUGUUGUUACUGUAUUUAAUUGCUUUGCUGUUACUUGCCAUGAGACUUUCUGUGGUGGCUUUGUGGUAAUUCUGCAGAGGAAUACUCAGCAUUGCGAUAUUUUUAAGUGUUCAUGUACAAGAGUUGUGAUAAGAAUGGUAAGAAUACAUGUUUCUCAUAUGA